Penicillium bovifimosum is the source of this 1479-nucleotide messenger RNA. RefSeq names its product pyridoxal phosphate-dependent decarboxylase family protein. The transcript has a single exon. Bases 1 to 1479 code for a protein of 492 amino acids. Lineage: Eukaryota; Fungi; Ascomycota; Eurotiomycetes; Eurotiales; Aspergillaceae. The record is from RefSeq and is a predicted model, not a curated record. Gene Ontology annotation, biological process: carboxylic acid metabolic process. Gene Ontology annotation, molecular function: pyridoxal phosphate binding; carbon-carbon lyase activity.
AUGCAAAAUCAAAUCCAUCAGUAUCUGUGGGAGGCUGCCCAGGUUUGGGAGUCGGGUGUUCUCCCGAGUGCUGAGAACCUGGCGCGAGCAAGAGCUUCUCUUCCCGCAACACUCCCAGAGACAGGAACUAGUCUCGCGUCUGUACAGAACCAUAUCCUCGGGGACAUUGUCCCAGCAUUCAACGGAGGUAGUAUCAGUGCCAACUACUACGGCUUCAUCACGGGUGGGACUACCCCGGCAGCACUCUUUGCGGACAACGUUGUCUCUGCCUUCGACCAGAACGUCCAGGUGCACCUUCCAAAUCACUCAAUUGUCACCGACGUUGAAUACAAUGCAAUUGGCCUUCUUCUGGAUCUCUUCCGACUAGAUCGUGCUACCUGGCAUAAUGGAACUUUCACUACGGGCGCCACAGCCAGCAAUAUCAUUGGCUUAGCAUGUGGGCGCGAGUUCGUAUUGCAAAAGGCAGCGCAGACGAAAGGCUGCCGACUCCAAAGCGUCGGUGAAGAGGGCUUGUUCGAAGUGUUGAAUGCACUCAGUCUUUCUGGAGUGCAAGUGUUAUCCACGCUGCCACACUCGUCGCUCGUGAAAGCUGCUGGUGUCUUGGGCAUUGGUCGCUCAAACGUACGCAAUGUCUGCCGAGCUGACAAUCCCCUCCUCUUUGAUCUGGACAAGCUAGAGAAAGAGCUCGCGAGAGCCGACAAGGUCAGCAUUGUCGCAGUGUCUUGCGGGGAGGUCAACACUGGCCGAUUCGCGACAAGCGGUGCGGAUUUGAGAAAAAUACGUCAGUUGUGCGACAAGUACGGGGCUUGGAUGCAUGCCGAUGGAGCAUUUGGAAUUUUUGGUCGUGUCCUUGGCGAAAGCCCAGAGUUUGCUACGAUCAAGAAAGGCUCCGAAGGGAUAGAAUUGGUCGACUCCAUUACUGGUGACGGUCACAAGCUUCUCAAUGUUCCUUACGACUGUGGCUUUUUCUUCACUCGACAUCAGAAUAUCGCAUCGCAGGUGUUCCAAAAUGCAAACGCAGCCUACUUGACCGCAGGAAACUCCGAUGGUCCCUCUAUCCCCUCGCCCCUGAAUAUUGGAAUUGAGAACUCUCGUCGGUUCAGAGCAUUGCCUGUGUAUGCUUCGCUGUUGUCAUAUGGCAAAUCUGGAUAUGAGAAAAUGCUGGAGCGGCAGAUACGGCUUGCUCGGAAAAUCUACGGCUGGAUAUGGGAGAAUUCUGUAUAUACGGCUUUGCCACAAGCAUCUUCGAAGGCUGAACUACUGGAUCAGACAUUUAUGUCUGUUCUGUUUCGCGCGAAUGAUGAGGGGUUGAAUGGUCAGCUUGGAAGCAAAAUAAAUGAGAGUUCGCGAAUGUUCGUCUCGGGCACAAAUUGGGACGGUUCUCCUGCUUGCCGCAUUGCCAUCUCGAAUUGGCGAGUUGAUGUGGAACGAGAUUUCGCGCUGGUAACGGAGGUGCUGGCUAAGGUCGCCCAGAGUUAG